Microthlaspi erraticum is the source of this 732-nucleotide messenger RNA. NCBI's taxonomy places the organism in Eukaryota, Viridiplantae, Streptophyta, Magnoliopsida, Brassicales, Brassicaceae. The record is from the annotation of a GenBank genome assembly.
AUGGUCGCUACCUGGAUAAUGAACUCGGUGAGUAAGAAAAUCGCUCAGAGCUUGUUGUUUAUGAGUACUGCGGAAUCGAUUUGGAAGAACAUCCUAGCUAGAUUUAAGCAGGAUGAUGCUCCGCGUGUAUUUGAGAUAGAACAACGUUUAGGCACUCUUGAACAAGGCUCUAUGGAUGUUAGUAGCUUCUAUACUGAAUUGAUGACUCUCUGGGAAGAGUAUAAGAAUUACAUUGAGCUUCCUGUGUGUAUGUGUGGUCGCUGUGAAUGUAAUGCUGCUGCUCUAUGGGAAUCUUUACAACAGAGAAGCAGAGUUAUGAAGUUCUUGAUGGGUCUUAAUGAAGCUUUUGAGCCAACUCGUCGCCACAUCUUGAUGAUGAAACCAAUUCCUUCUCUUGAAGAUUAUAACAACACUAUCGUCCUCGCCAGCGUCCGGUUUGUACCCACUGUGGUCAGCUUGGUCAUGUCAUUCAGAAAGUGCUUCAAGCUUCAUGGCUAUCCUCCAGGGCACAAGUUUCACAUAGCUCCGGACAACAACAGUCUCUCCGCAGUCUCGUGGCCAGAAUCAGAAUCUCAACUCAACACUGAUCAAUUCCAGACUUUGCUUCAACAGCUCCAAAGUCACGUUAAGCCUCCUGAGUCUCAUGUUCCCGUUCAACGUGCGUCUAUUACUGAGGGAGGUCAUAUGGCUGCUGAAUCGUCUGCUGGUAUCGUCUCUUUUCCAUCUUCAUAA